GCAGUCAUCAUCCUAGUCUUUCCAUACACUUCUGCCCCGUCUGAUCUAUUUAUUUGACAAUAUUAGCAAAAAUUGUACCAAGUGAAAAAUUGUAUAUAUUUAAGCGAAAUGGAAAAGAAGUCCUGGGUUGCACCGCUUACCUCGUUCACUCAAAGUAAUACAAGUCAAGACGACAACACAGCCCGCAGCUCGGGAUCGCCAAACCAAGAUGCGGAGCCUCGGUCCAUGCCUAAGCCCGCCAGGAAGUGCACCUGUGUAUCCUGCGCAUGCCCACGACCUGACCGGAAAGCCCAACCGGCAGUCCCUGCCACCCAACUUCGCAAACCUGUACCUGAGCCGGAAAGCCCGCCCAUUAAAAGCGAUGACGAAGAUAGACCCUCGAAACCAUCGACGAGAGGGUCUGAUCAAUCCCACAAAAGCCUUCACAUCACCAUGGACGACAGGAAUGAGGACUCGGGACUUGCGAUCGAGCAGGUGGUGGAAACGCACAAAUAUUCGUCGGAUGAGGACGAAGACGAGGUGGCGACGGGUCGCAUUUUCGGAGUUUCCGGACCGGUGGUGAAUGCCGAGGAGAUGGCCGGAGCAGCCAUGUACGAGCUGGUCCGCGUGGGACACUCCCAGCUGGUGGGUGAGAUCAUUCGCCUGGAGGGCGACAUGGCCACCAUCCAGGUGUACGAGGAUACUUCGGGUGUGAGUGUGGGAGAUCCUGUUUACCAGACGGGAAAACCGCUCUCCGUGGAACUGGGACCCGGCAUCAUGGGCAGCAUCUUCGAUGGCAUCCAGCGUCCCCUGAGAUCAAUCAGUGAACUGACCAACUCCAUCUACGUGCCCAAGGGCAUCGAUACGCCCUCCCUGCCCAGGACCAUUCACUACGAGUUCACACCCGGAAAAUUGAAGGUCGAUGCACUGAUCAACGGCGGGGAUAUCUACGGAUCUGUUUUCGAAAACAGCAUGAUGCACGAUCACCGCCUGAUGCUGCCGCCCCGCUGCAAGGGGCGCAUCAAGUGGUUGGCCCCGCCUGGGAACUACUGCGUGGACGAGGUGAUCGUGGAGACGGAGUUCAACGACGAGAUCACCAAGCACUCCAUGCUCCAGGUGUGGCCGGUACGCAAGUGUCGUCCGGUGGAGGACAAGCUCCCCAGCACUUCCCCACUCCUGACUGGCCAGCGCGUUCUGGACGCCUUCUUUCCAUGUGUCCAGGGCGGAACCACCGCCAUUCCGGGAGCGUUUGGAUGCGGAAAGACCGUCAUCUCACAGUCCCUGUCCAAAUACUCCAACUCCGAUGUCAUCAUCUACGUGGGCUGCGGCGAGCGCGGCAACGAGAUGUCUGAGGUUCUGCGGGACUUUCCACAGCUGGAGGUGGAGGUCAACGGCACCAUGGAGUCGAUUAUGAAGCGCACCGCCCUGGUGGCCAACACCUCCAACAUGCCGGUGGCUGCCCGAGAAGCCUCCAUCUACACGGGCAUCACCCUCUCGGAAUACUUCCGCGACAUGGGCUACCAUGUGUCAAUGAUGGCGGACUCCACAUCUCGGUGGGCGGAGGCGCUGCGAGAGAUCUCCGGGCGUCUGGCCGAGAUGCCUGCCGAUGCUGGCUAUCCGGCCUACUUGGGUGCCCGCCUGGCCUCCUUCUAUGAGAGAGCCGGACUGGUGCAGUGCCUGGGCAGUCCCGAACGUGAGGGUUCCGUGUCCAUUGUCGGAGCUGUGUCGCCUCCUGGUGGCGACUUCUCCGAUCCCGUGACCUCCGCCACCCUGAGCAUCGUUCAGGUCUUCUGGGGUCUGGACAAGAAGCUGGCCCAGAGGAAGCACUUUCCAUCGGUGAACUGGCUGCAAUCCUACUCCAAGUACAUGCGCACUCUGGACACCUUCUACGAGGAGUCCAAUCCGGAGUUCAGCCUUCUGCGAGCCAAGGCCAAGAAGGUGCUGCAGGAGGAGGAUGACCUGGCGGAAAUCGUCCAGCUGGUGGGCAAGUCGUCGUUGAACGAGGAGGACAAGAUCACCCUCGAGGUGGCCAAGAUGCUGAAGGACGACUUCCUGCAGCAGAACUCCUACUCCUCGUACGAUGCCUUCUGUCCCUUCUACAAGACCGUUGGCAUGCUCAAGAACAUGAUGGCCUUCUACGAUUCGGCGAUCCUGGCGGUGCAGAAUACGGCGGACAAUGAGGCGCGGGUAACCUGGGGAUUGAUCCGGACAAAGGGCGCUCACGUUCUGUACGAGCUAUCCACCAUGAAGUUCCUUGACCCCAAGGUGGGCGAAGCGUCUAUCCUGGAGAGCAUGGACAAGCUGCAUGACAAUAUCCUUGUCACUUUUCGGGAUAUAGAGGAGAAUGUCGAGGACUAUUAGAAGUUGUAAGGGAUUAGUGCUGGCGAAGUUCAAAAUUAAAUGUAUUGAGGCAUUUUAUAAGGAGAUAAGUACUGACUAAAUUAAAAUUGACAAAUUGAUAGUUUAGAAUUUAA
Drosophila teissieri is the source of this 2453-nucleotide messenger RNA. RefSeq names its product V-type proton ATPase catalytic subunit A (gene Vha68-3). The coding region runs from base 109 to 2340 and encodes 743 amino acids. NCBI's taxonomy places the organism in Eukaryota, Metazoa, Arthropoda, Insecta, Diptera, Drosophilidae. The record is from RefSeq and is a predicted model, not a curated record. Gene Ontology annotation, cellular component: proton-transporting V-type ATPase, V1 domain; lysosomal membrane. The transcript is spliced from 2 exons. Gene Ontology annotation, biological process: proton transmembrane transport; ATP metabolic process. Gene Ontology annotation, molecular function: proton-transporting ATPase activity, rotational mechanism; ATP binding; ATP hydrolysis activity.